ACACAUUAGUUACCGAUCGUCGUUAUCUCCCGAUAUGGCGAUAAGGUUCGAUAAACUCAAUUCAGCGACAAAUCUCCAUGAAAACAAACGUGUUGUGAUGUGACAGUUCUCAUGUGUAGUGUAGAUCCUAGUUAGUUAGUCAUAUUGGGCAUUUUCCGCAAGUCGACAACCAUUGUGUCUAUUUUGCGUGUAAAACGAGCUCUUCUACUAAACCUAGGAGUGUUUUCAGCAGGUUGCUAAAUACCUCUUUCAGUGUGUUCGGCGUACGCAAGUGGGCAUUUUUGUGAGAAGAAUCACCAAAAAUAUUUUUUCUAAGGUAGGUACCUGUUCCUCUAAAAUACUUCUACCUGUUUACACUCCAAAAUAAAGAUUUUAUUAUCUUCUGGUUCCAUGCACGCUCUGCACAUGGGGUUGUCAGUUAUACCUACGUUACUGAGGAUCCUAUCCAUGCUAGAUAGAAUCUAGUGUGAAAUAGGAAUAGCAACUGAAGUGGUGUGAAGUGACUUGGUUAGAAUGACGACUGGUGGCCCGCAGCCGAUCCUGAAGUUAUGGCACCUUCUCAGCACAUACGUUUUGACGAUACCGUUCUUCGGUCUAUUACUUCAGGGCACCCUGCUGAUCCUAGUGCUUCUGGACACCAACAUCACGCUGCUUCUCAAGAGAGAAGCUGCCUUGGGCCAUGUACCCGAGACCACUCAUGACUGGGUGACCAUCGGAUCUGGCUUAGUGGAGUUUGGUCUGGGCGCGUUCAUCGCGUGGUGUGGCCAGGCCAGGAAGAACUUUGCGCUGUCUUUCUGGCUAACAGUGACCGCUGCCGCCGGCCUGAUUGUACUCGCCUUCCCUUUUGAAAAUACUGUUGAUUCCACAGUGGAGCUAUGUGGCGGCGAAGAAAUAACAUCAUACUACAAGAGCACAGAAACCGUCGAAGACGAUCCCUGGAUCCCUCGAGUCGCCAUGCUGUGCCUGACUGCCGCGUUCUGUGUGCUCGCGCGUUUGAGUCUGUUCGCACAUGGAUUUGUCUAUGUAGAUGAUCACGAGCCUGAGCAUGGAGCGUACCAUUAUGGAAUACUGAUCACGAUCCGCCUGUCCCUGGGCCUGAACGGCGUGAACUGGCUGACCCCGGUUUCCACUAGGGAUGAGUGGUGGCACGCCCACCUGUCACUAUGCAUGCUGACCAUCAUGUUUGCAAUACUUUUUACUCUGUUCCCGAAACGCAAGAUCCAGAAUAAGGGUGUUGACAGCGAAAUGAUCAAUAAAGAAUUCUUCUCAACACUAUGUCGUGUGCUCCGCAAUAAGAUAGUGGUGGUGCAGAGCAUCGCGCUUGCCUUCCUUUCUGCCGCUGUGUUCGGCUUCGUGCGAUUUGAUGACGACAUUGUCGAGGCUCAAUUCCACAUUGAGACCAAACGACAGGACCCGCGCGCUUCAAGACAAGUCACCAAUAUUUUCCGAACUUUGGUCAUCGUCUUCUUUGUCAUGAUAUUCCGCACCCGUUUCUCCGGCCGACGGAGCGACGGCGUGAAGGCAACCACAUCGGCGCGCGUCGGUGGUAUCGUGGCUAUAGCCACCGCUGUUCCCUUGGUGGUUAUUAGCCUUCUGAGCUGCAACAUUGGGGACAUAGCUGGCAGCAAUGCGGAGUAUGGACUGCCAGUGUGCAGUAUGCAAUGUGGGUGUUCAGCUGACAGUUACGGCUUCAGCCCCGUUUGCACGAUCAACACCACCACCACUUACUUCUCGCCCUGCCUCGCAGGCUGCCAACAGGUUGAGGAUCUCAACGGGUUCCUUUUGUUCUCGGAGUGUUUAUGCGGCGGUCGCGCUGCUCGCGGGGCCUGCUCUCUGGCCGACUGCGCCCUCGUCUAAGUAUACCAGCUGCUUUUCGCGCUGGUGCUGUCUAUGGCAGGAGCCGCCCUCCUAAUGCAGGGCAUGGUAAUCGUGCGCUCCGUGCUGACUGUCGACAAAGCCGUGGCCCUGGGGACUUCGUUCGCGGUCACGGCUCUCCUCUCCCACAUUCCUGGAUACUUGCUUUACAUGCUGAUCAGCCACUUAAGCUGCGCAUACACAGCCAACGGGGGCUGCCUGUUCCACUACCCGUCGCUCUGGUCCAUGGCUUUGCUGAGCGCGGGCUUCGCUGCCGUCUCGGGAGCGCUCAGUUUAGUAUCAAGUCGACUAGCUAGAUCAAUAUCAUAGCAUUUGUAGACAA
This is a messenger RNA of Leguminivora glycinivorella, 2197 nucleotides long. RefSeq names its product solute carrier organic anion transporter family member 1A6-like. The record is from RefSeq and is a predicted model, not a curated record. NCBI's taxonomy places the organism in Eukaryota, Metazoa, Arthropoda, Insecta, Lepidoptera, Tortricidae. Gene Ontology annotation, molecular function: protein binding. Gene Ontology annotation, cellular component: membrane. Gene Ontology annotation, biological process: sodium-independent organic anion transport; transmembrane transport.